UGUGGGAGGAAAAAGGGUAAAUGCUGGGAACUGAGUCAGCAGCUGCACCGGUGCCAGUCUACCAGUCUGCAGCUCCCCUCAACUUCCGUGGAUCGCCUUCAGCUCCAUAAACUCUAACAAUGGACUUUUUUGCUUUACAAUAAGUCGCGUCUUUUUGAAAAGAGGAAAGAAAAAGCCGAGGAGGUCGGACCGUCCCGAGUCGCUGAGUGAUCUUUUCCCUCGAGGCUUCAUGUCCGUAAGAGCUUCAGGCAUGAGUGUCCUUCCUCCGGUUCGUCGGGACCGAAUCAUCGCUCAGCUGCCUCAGGCCUUCAGGAAAGAGGCCGCUUUCCACACUAAGGACGAUUUCAACAAUAAGGUGAAGACCGCCUGCCAGGAGCAGCGGACCGGCACCGUGGGCAGAUUCAAAAUCUCGAAGGUCAUCGUGGUGGGGGAUCUGGCUGUGGGGAAAACCUGCCUGAUUAAUAGAUUUUGCAAGGACGCCUUCGAUAAGAACUACAAGGCCACGAUCGGUGUUGACUUUGAGAUGGAGCGCUUCGAGGUGCUGGGCGUCCCCUUCAGCCUGCAGCUGUGGGACACUGCAGGCCAAGAGAGGUUCAAGUGCAUCGCUUCUACCUACUACAGAGGAGCCCAGGUUGUGAUUAUCGUGUUUGAUUUAAACGAUAUUGCCUCCUUGGGCCACACAAGGCAGUGGCUGGAAGACGCCCUGAAAGAGAACGACCCCACCAGCGUUCAGCUGUUCCUCGUCGGCACAAAGAAAGACCUGAGCUCUCCUGCUCAGUAUUCUCGGAUUGAACAAGACGCCAUCAAACUAGCGAACGAGAUCCGAGCGGAGUAUUGGGCCGUUUCUUCUCUGACAGGUGAAAACGUGAGAGAGUUUUUCUUUCGAGUUGCGUCGUUGGCGUUUGAGGUCAACGUCCUGGCCGAGCUGGAGAAAAGUGGAACGAGGCAAAUCGGAGACGUCGUCAGAAUUAACAGCACUUCAAACAAUCUGCACACCACCUCCAAGAAGAAACAGCCCAACUGCUGCCAGUGAGGAUGGGAGCAGGAGUUUAAAAGACUAAAAACAAGGAUUCCUCAGCAGAAAAUACCCGUCCAGCUGAGAGGGAAGGAUUUCUGUGGGUCGACGCUGACGAGUCACUUCUUGACUUUGCUUAGAAUUCAGUUUUUCCUGACCUGGAAAGACUUUUCUCUCUGUUGGGAUGUGUGUUGCUCAGUAUAACUUGUCUGGAGUUACAGGGCGACAGGUGCUGUCGAGACGCCAAAGAAUGACGCUUUCUUUACUUAGAGCUUGAAUUAAAUCUUUGCUGCUGUAGUUUGUUUUACAAUCAAGUUAUAUAUAUUUUUUUCUUCACAAUAAUAUUCUGUAUCAAAUGACUGACUUACAUGGUACUUUGCAUCUUUUCUUAAUGCUGUAGAUCAGAAGUUCAACAUUUUUGACCUUUGACCCCUUAGAUCGAAGCUGUAUCUACUUCUAAAUUGUUUUUCUCUCUUGUUGUCCAUCUUGUGACCCUUCUGAGGUCCCCGAUCCACAGAUUGAGAACCACAUUUGUAACGUAGAUGCUUCACGGUACUUUUUUAAUGUUUACAAUCUAAUCAGUGACUGAAUCUGAAAACUCUAGUAGUGUCUCAGUGAGUGAAUAUUCACCAUUUAUUGUAAUUUAGUGUUUUACAUGUCACGCAUUUAUAUGUAUAUAUUAAAAAAAGAGAAAAUAAA
Mugil cephalus (flathead mullet) is the source of this 1714-nucleotide messenger RNA. It is a transcript of the gene rab34a, whose product is annotated as RAB34, member RAS oncogene family a. The record is from RefSeq and is a predicted model, not a curated record. Bases 230 to 1033 code for a protein of 267 amino acids. NCBI's taxonomy places the organism in Eukaryota, Metazoa, Chordata, Actinopteri, Mugiliformes, Mugilidae. Gene Ontology annotation, biological process: endocytosis; phagosome-lysosome fusion. Gene Ontology annotation, molecular function: GTPase activity; GTP binding. The transcript has 11 exons.